Molecule: messenger RNA, 1032 nt
Organism: Bolinopsis microptera
Lineage: Eukaryota; Metazoa; Ctenophora; Tentaculata; Lobata; Bolinopsidae
Product: probable G-protein coupled receptor 21
Exons: 4
Coding region: 1-1032 (343 amino acids)
Biological process (GO): G protein-coupled receptor signaling pathway
Cellular component (GO): plasma membrane
Molecular function (GO): G protein-coupled receptor activity
Source: RefSeq, a predicted model, not a curated record
AUGAUUUCCAACGGGACUCUUCUUUUUAUAGAGCAGCAACACAAGUCGAUAUCGAUGAGACUGCUGCUACUUCUUGCUGUGUCAGAUCUCACAGUUGGACUGGUAGCUAUACCCAUGAGACUUACUACUGUGCUCACUACUAGAGAACUGCUCGGAGUCUGGCCUCUCGCUUCAACUUGGACUUGUAAGCUGUACGGGGGAUCUACGGGGUUCCUGAUCAGAGUCAGCAUGUUCGUGGUGCUCGCCAUCGCCUCGGACAGAAGUAUUGCUGUCUCUCUGCCGCUCAAGUACAAGAGUUUCGUUACCAGGAGAUCAGUGCGGAACACAAUGGUUGCCAUAGUAACAUACUCCCUUCUGAUAACGGUACUAAUCCUGCUCAUAACGCCCCAGUACCGUUACGUCAGGGUUACCAACUCCUGGGGGAUCUGUGUCCAGUCAUUCCGUACCGCCUACCAGAACAGCAAGUCUCUGAACUUUGUGUUCCUGGUGUACCGUGCAGUGGAGUCCACUGCUGCUAACAUCUUCAUCAUCACUCUCACCAGCAUCUCACUCCACAAAAUCUCUCAACGUCCUAAAGUUGUGACGAUGAGUAGAAUCAACAGAGACCGGUAUGUCAGCGUCACCAUGCUGGUCAUCUCCUCGUGUUUCAUCUGCUGUUACUCCCCCUUCGUGCUCUACAUCUCCUUCACCAUAUUCCCAGAGGUGGUCUCCAGAGAGGUGGAGUUAGUUGUGGGACAAACCGUUCUCACUCUCCUCGAACUAACAAGCUUUACCAACCCGUUUAUCUACCUGGCUCGGAACAGCAGGAUUAAGAAACAGUUUGUGGUGGCUCUGCGGAGUAAGUUUGAGCAGUUCUCCGCGAGGAUGCAGAGUUUGAAGGGUUGCUCUGGUAACACGACCAGUACCCAGGAUACCAACUGUGUGAUCCUGGAUAACAGGAGUAUUACUGAGAAUAACGGUAGUAAUGCUAGUCCUGCGGUUAACAGUGAUCAGGUACUCUGUGACACUAUUCAACAGUUACACUUGGACUGA